GAUUCGUUUUUCCUGCAAGGCGAUUGGAGAAUGCGAAAGAAAUACCUCGUACACUCCGAGAUUACGGCAGGACUGGCUCAGAUUAUCGUCCACAAAUAGGGUUCACCAGAGACGUACCAGGUCGAGCAAGCCUUGAUAAUUCUGCCCAUCGCUUCAUUCAGCACAACGCCAGAUCUGACAAUCGCAGCUAUGAAGGCGAUCGUAACAAUGGCGGCGGUCCAGGAAGAGGAUACGAUGGCGGAAGAGGAGGCUAUCAAGGUGGUGGCUUCAAUCGCGGUGGUUACGGUGCAGGCCAGAAUGGAGCGUACGCCAGUGGAGGAUAUCGUCAAAAUUCGUACGGGGGCCAAGAUCGCGGUCCUUCCAGUGGUGGUUACGGCGGAGGUUACGGUGGCGCACAAGCAAGGGGUUAUUCUAAUUCGGGGUAUGGUAACCAAGCGCCUCGAGGAGGAUACAGGGGAGAUCUCCCUAGAGGACGAGGUGGCGGAUACUCCGGCCCGGGUGGGCAGCGUCCACCAUGGCGUUAA
Cooperia oncophora is the source of this 524-nucleotide messenger RNA. The record is from the annotation of a GenBank genome assembly. NCBI's taxonomy places the organism in Eukaryota, Metazoa, Nematoda, Chromadorea, Rhabditida, Trichostrongylidae.